Molecule: messenger RNA, 2100 nt
Organism: Danio rerio (zebrafish)
Lineage: Eukaryota; Metazoa; Chordata; Actinopteri; Cypriniformes; Danionidae
Source: RefSeq, a predicted model, not a curated record
UGUAACGAAGUUGAAAAGAUAAGAUGAUAUAAUUCAUCAGAGUGAAUGACAUGAAAUUAGGCAUUAUACAUAAGAUGGUGUUUGAGUGCCCCCUUGUGGUAAAUAAAUUGCAGGAGAAUAUUGUCCCUUUGUGCUUACCGUAGGUUCACAGAGAUCGGUGUGACUGUGAAAGAGAGAGAGCUGAAUGUUAAUGCUGCACUUUCCUGCAUUACAUGUCUUUGUUUUAUCUCAGGUAUGUUGUUUAUAAAUUUUUAUAUGUUAUGUUUUUGAGUUUAAGAAAAUGUACAUUCACAGAGAUCGGUGUGACUGUGAAAGAGAGAGAGCUGAAUGUUAAUGCUGCACUUUCCUGCAUUACAUGUCUUUGUUUUAUCUCAGUUUUAUCUCAGACGGAGUGAAUAAAUCUGAUUGAGUGCAAUGGUGGAUGGCUUCCUUUAUUGUGUCCAAGACCUGAGUUAUUAUGGACGGGUGUGUUGCUGAUGGGACACCCGUUACACUGGUGCCGUGACUCUUUUGGAUUCCCCGAUCAGUUCAAAACAGAUCGACCGUGAUUGCUGCGUGUGUCAAGUUCAUCAGCGGAUCAAGCCUUCGUUUCUUCAGACGUGAACAGUAUUUACACAUGCACACACUGUGAUUGGGACAAUACACUAUUUUUCACAACACAUUUUAUUUUUCACACGUUUUUUUUUUUUGAAAACACAACGCAUGGACAUAUGAAAAAUUUGUUUUUUUUACUUUUAGACAAUAUUUGACUACAGUUAUAUUCAAAUAUAUUUGCAAGUAGUGCCAUAUUUAAUGCUGUUGCUAUAAUUGUUUAUUUGUGGUCAGUUUUUUCUGUCUAACUGCAAUUUUGACGACGAGAUGGCUGAAAAACACAACUAUUAUAACGAUUUAGACUUAACAUAUAACAUGGGUACUCCUCGGGGUAGAGGUGCAUGGUUAAUUGACAGUUCAGAGGGUGGUGUUUUUAGUGAUGGUAUCAGCCAGAGGGUUGGACAGUCACAGUUCCAAGCUGCCCAUGGCAGGGGUUUAAAUCGAACUGUGAAUAGUACGCCAGUUGGGAGGGUUGCUUGUGAGGGUCCCUACACUUCAACACCUGGAGUGGAUGGAGUAGCCAUUGACCAUCUUACAGACAUGAUAGGCCAAUUGGGUUCACAAAUUGGUGAGUCAAUAGUAGCAAAACUGAUGUCUGCAGGUUUGGGUAAUGUAAAUGCUGAGGGUCAGACCAGCUCAUCCAGCUAUACUCAGACACCAACACACACAGAACAGAGUACACAUACAUUGAUGACACCACAAUUAACAGUACACAUGAAGUCAGAGCACGACACAUUUAGGGGUGAUGGCUCUGAUAAGUAUGGCAUUGAGGAGUGGGUAGACCGGACAAAGUCUUUCCUGAGAAGACAAAUGUGCCCGAUUCAAGAUCAAGCGGAGGAGAUAAUGUGUAGGCUGGCUGGAAAGGCAAAGGACAUUGUUAAAAUCAGUAUACGCAGUGAUGCUACACUUAAUGUCACAGCAAAGCCUGAGCUGAUUUAUAGUAUCCUCAUGAAGUAUUUUAGUGAAGCCCCCUCCUGCCUGCCACUUGCUGAUUUUUAUGCCACCCUCCCAGGACCUAAAGAGAAUCCUGUAGAUUACUGGAUCCGGCUGAACAAAGCAGCUGACCUGGCAAAUGAGGGGCUGUUAAGGCAAGGAAAGCAUUUGGACAACAUCGAAGAGGAGGUAACAAGGAUGUUCAUUAAAUUCUGCCCUGACCCCUGUUUAUCAAACAUGUUUAGAUGCAAGCCCAUUCAAGAAUGGAAUGCAAAAGAAAUACAAUGCAGAAUUGAUGAUUACCAAAGAGAAUUCAGGAGCAGAGGAAAUACUAGUAUAAAUUUACGAAGCCACACGACUACAAUGUUUAGCAGUGGACAUGAUAUGUAUGAUCACUCCAAGACGGAGUCACCUGUUGUUCCAAAGCAAACAUUCUGCUUGUCUACAGAUACUCAAGUUUGCCACCAGCCAGGACCUACACAAAUUUCCUGCCAGUCACAGCAUCAAACCUCUUCCUGCUCGCCUCCUGCUCCAAUGAUGGCUCAAUCCACCCAACCAGUGAAAAUCAGUUGUUGA